This is a messenger RNA of Lingula anatina, 1906 nucleotides long. RefSeq lists its product as uncharacterized. Gene Ontology annotation, biological process: chromatin remodeling. Gene Ontology annotation, cellular component: nucleus; chromatin. NCBI's taxonomy places the organism in Eukaryota, Metazoa, Brachiopoda, Lingulata, Lingulida, Lingulidae. Gene Ontology annotation, molecular function: histone binding; ATP-dependent chromatin remodeler activity; DNA binding. The record is from RefSeq and is a predicted model, not a curated record.
UUUUUGUAUUGCAAGGUGCUCUGUGUAUUGUGCACGCGCCGGGAAAAUAAAGUUUAACCGAACAAGCCUAAAUGUAAGGAGUUGUUCUGUAUAUAGUUUUGAUACAACUACUUAUUUGAAAGUUUUCCUUGUGCAGUCAUGGGAAAAAGAAAAGCUGAAGGAAAAAAGGAAGAAAGUACUGUCAAAAAGAAGAACAAGAGUUCUGCUGACCUGUGUAAGGAGUUUGGUGUGAAUGAUGUCAAUGUGGAGUAUACAGAGGCUGACUACCAGAACCUCUCCACUUACAGCAUCUUUGUCCAGCACAUACGACCACUGAUAUACCAGGCCAACACCAAAAUCUCAUCUUCAAAGACAUCCAAUCUGAUAGCAGCAAAGUGGAAAGAGUUUCAAGCUUCAAAUCCUUUCAAGAAGAUACCUAAGAGAAUCCCAUCAGACAAUGACAGCGAUGAGUCCAUGUCCAGUCGUGGUAGCCGCAGUAACAGCAGGGACAGGAAGCGGACAGCGUCGUCUAGGGAAUCGAGAGACAAAAAACCCAAGCCACUCAGGAUCAAGCUUCUUAGUGGGAAGACAAGACGUAGUUCUCGGGACAGGAAGACUCUGGUGAAAUUUGUGGAGGUAAGGAAGAGAUUCAAAGAAAGAGAGAAGAAGAAGGACAAGAAAAAGGAAGAAAAGAAACCUAAAAGAUCAAAGUUUUCCCAGAAGCUGACUGAGGACCCAGAGUACCUCCAGACCACAGGAGGAAAACUCCAUCCCUACCAACUGGAGGGUCUGAACUGGCUGAGGUUCUCCUGGGUUCAGAGAACUAAUACUAUACUGGCAGACGAGAUGGGGUUGGGGAAGACCAUACAGAGCAUCGCCUUCCUGUAUUCUUUGUGGAAGGAGGGUCACAGCUCAGGUCCCUUCCUGAUCAGUGCACCUCUGUCCACCAUCGUGAACUGGGAGAGAGAGUUUGAGUUCUGGGCGCCAGAGAUGUACGUGGUCACUUACGUCGGGGAGAAGAAAAGCAGACAGAGAAUAAGGGAUUAUGAGUUUUCAUACCAAGAGGAUGCCAUAAAGAGGUCUGUUCGCCCAAGCAAAAUGCGCGAAGGAGCACAGGUCAAGUUUGACGUCCUGCUCACCAAUUACGAGUUGAUCAGUUUGGACAAGACAACCUUGGGGUCAGUGGACUGGGAUGUCCUGGUGGUGGACGAGGCUCACAGGCUGAAGAACAACACAUCUCUGUUUUUCCGUGUUCUUAGUGAGUACAACAUUGCCUACAAACUGCUACUGACAGGCACACCAUUACAGAACAGCCUGGAGGAACUCUUCAACCUGCUCAACUUUAUGAGUCCUGGGAAAUUCGAUGAUAUGGAGCAAUUUUUAGAAGAAUUCUCAGACAUCUCCAAGGAUGAACAGGUGCUGAAGCUUCACGAGAUGUUGGGACCCCACCUCCUGCGCCGACUGAAAGCAGACGUUCUUAAAAAUAUACCAUCCAAGAGUGAAUUCAUUGUUAGAGUAGAACUCUCUCCUCUGCAGAAGAAAUUCUACAAGUACAUCCUAACACGUAACUUUGAGGCCCUGAACUCUAAAGGCAUGAACCGAGUGAGCUUGCAGAAUGUCAUGAUGGACCUCAGGAAGUGUUGUAAUCAUCCCUACCUCUUCCCUACAGCACAUGUGGAUGCACCCAAGGGUCCUCAUGGUGUAUAUGAAGGUAGCUCCCUGAUCAAGGCGUGUGGAAAACUGGAACUUCUCUCGAAGAUGCUCAAAGUGCUGAAGAGAACUAAUCACAGGGUGCUAAUCUUUUCACAGAUGACAAGAGUACUGGACAUCUUGGAGGAUUUCCUGAUUUAUGAAAAACUUGGAUUCGAGAGGAUAGAUGGCAGUAUAUCAGGACAAGCUAGGCAGGAGGCUAUAGACAGAUUCAAUG